Pogonomyrmex barbatus (red harvester ant) is the source of this 849-nucleotide messenger RNA. RefSeq names its product slowpoke 2 (gene SLO2). Gene Ontology annotation, biological process: potassium ion transmembrane transport. NCBI's taxonomy places the organism in Eukaryota, Metazoa, Arthropoda, Insecta, Hymenoptera, Formicidae. Gene Ontology annotation, molecular function: intracellular sodium-activated potassium channel activity; outward rectifier potassium channel activity. Gene Ontology annotation, cellular component: plasma membrane. The record is from RefSeq and is a predicted model, not a curated record.
AUGAAGUUCGAGCAGUUAGCCUUCACAUGGAUGGAACGACAGAAAUUGGGCGGCUCGUAUUCGUCGCACAGAGCGCAAAGUGAGAAGCACGUGGUAGUUUGCAGUACGACACUGCAAGCUGACACUAUUAUGGACUUUCUAAAUGAGUUUUACGCUCAUCCCUUGUUGCAGGAUUAUUACGUGGUGCUAUUGUCACCGAUGGAACUCGAUACCACGAUGCGAAUGAUCCUGCAAGUGCCGAUUUGGGCACAGAGAGUGAUCUACAUACAGGGUUCAUGCCUGAAGGAUGGCGAUCUCGCUAGGGCGAGAAUGAACGAGGCGGAAGCUUGCUUCGUAUUGGCAGCGAGAAAUUACGCCGAUAAAACCGCUGCUGACGAACACACGAUACUCAGAUCGUGGGCGGUGAAAGAUUUCGCGCCCAACGUUCCUCAGUAUGUUCAAAUCUUCCGUCCGGAAAACAAACUCCACGUGAAGUUCGCAGAACACGUGGUGUGCGAGGAUGAAUUUAAAUACGCCCUUUUGGCAAACAAUUGCACGUGUCCUGGCGCGUCGACAUUAGUUACCCUGUUGCUGCACACAUCCAGAGGACAAGAAGGGCAACAGUCUCAGGAAGAAUGGCACAGACUAUAUGGUAAAUGUUCUGGCAACGAGAUUUAUCACAUAAUUCUCGGCGACUCUCGUUUUUUUGGGGAGUACGAGGGAAAAUCCUUCACCUACGCGUCCUUCCAUAGCCACCGAAAAUAUGGAGUUGCGCUUGUCGCAGUCAGACCGGCAGAACUUCCGGAAUUUUACGAGGAUACUAUCCUGUUGAAUCCUGGUAAUCUCACGACACAAUACCAGUGUUUUUAG